UUCCAUACGGCAUACUUGGAAUAAGAUUGUCGGGUGUUAGACAAGAAUCAUAUUAUCGAAUUCUCUCUGCUGUCCUCAUUCGGGUCUCCUCCGUACAUCUUCACCUCCUCGUCACCUCCGCCAAGAUGAAUCUUCGCUACUUGCUCACGCCCUUGGUGGCCCUCCGUUUCUUCCAGAUAUUCCUCUCCUGCACUGCCUUCAGCUUGGUGGCCAGCGUCGGAAUGUAUCACAGCCCAUACGGGGCCUGGAGUAUGCUUACAUGGAUCUUGUGUUUUGUGGUGACUAUCCUGAUUGUUGUCCUGGAGCUGACAGGGUUCUACAAUAAAGUUCCCAUCUCUUGGGAGGACUUUACCUCUGCCUUCUCCAUGCUGGCUUCAUUGAUGCUCCUCACCACAUCCAUCAUGUACCCAUCUGUCUAUCUGAAGGGUGGCUGCAGCGGACAUACCUGUGCCUGUAUGGGUUCGGCCACUGCCAUGUCCAUCCUGUGCUUCUUCGCCUAUGCCAUUGAAGUGGGACUUACCCGGGCGAAACCUGGUGAGAUCAGCGGCUUCCUCUCUACCGUCCCCGGCCUCCUGAAGGUCUUUGAAUCCUACGUUGCCUGCAUUAUCUUCUCUCUUCUUGUAUCAUAUAACUUCAGCCCAGGUCUGCAGUGGUGUGUGGCUGUCUACUCCAUUUGCUUCAUUGUUACCACCAUAAUCAUCAUUCUAACCAUAGGACGUCUCUUGCCUAGACUGCCCAUAAACUUUGAGAAGAUCCUCAUUGGUUAUAAUAUUUUGGCGGUGGCCAUGUACAUCACAGUGGCGGUCAUAUGGCCUUACUAUUUCUUCAAUCGCUAUUCAAGCAGAAAUUGUUCAGCUGGCUAUGUUUGUGAAUGGGAUACUGGAGUUGGAGUCACCAUCUUGACUUACAUCAACCUGGUGGCUUACAUUGUGGACACAAUCUACUCUUUUAGAAUGGUUUUCUUCACGGUCCCAGCUUAGGCUCCAAAAUGUCAACAGGUUGACUGGUUCUGUCCACCGAAAAACUAAAGGCAGGUCUACGUGAUGGUAAAAAACAAUGGCUACAAAGGGUUUCA
Nanorana parkeri is the source of this 1075-nucleotide messenger RNA. Its product is annotated as myeloid-associated differentiation marker-like. The transcript has a single exon. The record is from RefSeq and is a predicted model, not a curated record. Gene Ontology annotation, cellular component: membrane. Bases 126 to 980 code for a protein of 284 amino acids. NCBI's taxonomy places the organism in Eukaryota, Metazoa, Chordata, Amphibia, Anura, Dicroglossidae.